UGGUAACAUGGCAGCCUCCUGAAGGAAAGCGAGACAAAAUGUCAAACCCGGCUGUGGGCUGUUUAUAAACUGUGUUUCUGUGGAUUAUCAUCAUCAUCAUCAUCAUCAUUAUUGUUAUUAGGAAUUAUAUUAUUAUCAGUGUGUGUGUGUGUAUAAAACAUGAGUGUAAGAGCGAUGUUGAGCCGCUCGUGCCGGAGGAUGAAGCCUGAAGGUGAGCUGUUGCACCGCUGUCUGUCUCUCAGCUCGGGCGCGCGCGGUAAAGCUCUGCCCCGCAGGAGGCCUCGCGAGGUUCCGGAGAUUCUCGGGCUCGAGCGCGUCACGUACGCCGGGAGGCAGCACUUCGUCCCCGGUCUGAGCAAACCGGCGAUACCGGACUGGACCCGGGACUGGCACGACCCGCACCGAUACACAGCUCCUGCAGCACACAGCAUGGAUCUGUACACACACACACCGUGUUACAUCUACACUCAGAGGACCAACCCGCUGGAGGGUGUGAGACAGGCGUUGUGGCUGACUAAGACUAAGCUCAUCCCGGGUUUUCCCGCUCAGCUCCUGGCGUUAGCUGAGAAUCCGUCCAAUCAGCUGCAGGAUCAGGACGAUCGCGUGCAGGACGCCAUCAGACACGCCCGCUUCUGGGACACCAACCAAUCCCGUCCUCCUAAAGAGCGAUACUGUCCGUCCCUGUUACACAACCUGCUCCACCUGUGCCGAGGACUGCAGGUCUCUCAUCCGGCGCUCGCUCACAGGAUGCUGGCUGAGAACUACGUCCUGUCGGCCAGCUGGACCAGAGGUGAGGAUCAGUUUCAGGUGCGAGGGCAGAACGGCUCCCUGUUGAGCAGCACGACUCCGCUUCCUGCUUUGGCCGGAGACGAGGAGAUCCGAGCCACGUCCAAUAACGUCCUGGAGACCUUCUACCCCAUCUCUCCCACCAUCGACCUGCAGUGCACCAACGUCUACCAGCUUCUAAACCACACGGGUUUCAGAGAGGAUUACCCGUACCCUCAUGCUCACACACUCUUCAUAACGGAAGCUGGAGACACGCCCAAACUCCAGCCCGAGCAGCUGAGAGCUAAACUGCUCAUGUUUGCGUUCGGGAACGCCCUGGCUCGCGCCCGCGCCCUGUAUGGGGACGAGUCCCGGGUUCUGGAGAAGCCCAUCGUCGUGCAGAGCGUCGGCACCAACGGCCGUAUCUUCCAUUUCGUGGUUUUCCAGCUGAACACCACGGAGCUGACGUCAGACAGCGGCGUGAAGAACCUGGCCUGGAUCGACGGCGAUCAGCCGCUCUACGACUUCGCCAAGGUCCGGCCUUUCAUCAAGAAGAAGGUGGUGAGGGUUCCUGCUGGUUUGUCCGGAUAUCAGCCUGAAACCUUCAAGAAAUUCCUGGCGCUCUACCUGCACGGAGCCGCAACCUGAAACCGAGCGCCUGCUGUUUGUGUUUUCUCCUGUAGGUUUAAUAUUUCACUGUAAUGUACAAUAACAAGAACAGAAUAAAAGAAUAAACCAAA
This is a messenger RNA of Clarias gariepinus (North African catfish), 1505 nucleotides long. It is a transcript of the gene mrpl37, whose product is annotated as mitochondrial ribosomal protein L37. The transcript has 7 exons. Gene Ontology annotation, molecular function: structural constituent of ribosome. Lineage: Eukaryota; Metazoa; Chordata; Actinopteri; Siluriformes; Clariidae. The record is from RefSeq and is a predicted model, not a curated record. Gene Ontology annotation, cellular component: mitochondrion; ribosome. The coding region runs from base 160 to 1413 and encodes 417 amino acids. Gene Ontology annotation, biological process: translation.